This is a messenger RNA of Epinephelus moara (kelp grouper), 7096 nucleotides long. RefSeq names its product pleckstrin homology-like domain, family A, member 1 (gene phlda1). The record is from RefSeq and is a predicted model, not a curated record. Lineage: Eukaryota; Metazoa; Chordata; Actinopteri; Perciformes; Serranidae. Gene Ontology annotation, molecular function: phosphatidylinositol phosphate binding. The transcript is spliced from 2 exons. Gene Ontology annotation, biological process: positive regulation of apoptotic process. Bases 1862 to 2329 code for a protein of 155 amino acids.
UCCUUCUUCCAAAACAUUUACACAAAUGAAACAGCCACUACAAGCUGCUGAUUGUUGGACUGGUAGUCAAAUACCUUCAUGCACAGCCACCUGCCAGAAGAGGGCGACAUUGCUGUGAGAUUCUACAGCAUCUGAAAAAACGCUGACCUCCAUGGGGAAUAUGGUUUGACCACAUCAGAUACCACACUGACACACAGAGCCAUUAGACCUAAUCCUGUAACAGUGAUACAAAUUUAAAAUAGAAAGGCUUUAAAACUGUUAGAUUACAGAUGGUAGUUGUUAAUGUCACACCAAAGUCUCAGUUUGCCUGAUGAAUUUCUCACACUGACUAAGCUGUUCAUAGUUGACCAAAUUAAAACACUGGGUAAGGUAGUGUGAUCUAAAGCAACACUACCAGUGAUGGAAGAAGUCAAGGUACAUGAAUAUUCACAUCAAAACAUGUUUAAAAGCACUGAAUGGUCCCUUUUAUUGUUAUACAGUAUAUUAUAUAGAUCAUUACAGGUACACAAGCAUCAAAGCAGCAUACUGUAACUUGUUGGGGGGCGGUUGAGGCAAUUUCAGGGACUUUAUAAUGUUGGAUUGUUUAAUACAUAUUUUGCCUGCCAGUUGCAAACCACAGUCAUGUUGUAUAAAUAAUAUUUUCCCUCUACAGCAGUGUUUCUAACAUUUACCUUACUUUCUUAUGCCUUUAAUCAUUUUGAGACUCCUCAGAUUUAUCUUGAGAGCCUCCACCCCUAACCCCAGACCUGUGAUCUUAUCCAGAUAUCAAAAACAUUCAGAUAUGAUCCAAAUAUGGAAAUAAAAUUUUGACAUUGGGAUAAAUUCCAGAAAUCUAAAAGAAAAUCGGGUAUAAUCCACAUAAGGAAAUAUCGCUACAAUCAGGAUAAAAUCAAGAAAUCUAAAAAAAAAAAGAUCUAAUCCAAACAAAGAAAUAACAGUACAAUAAGGAUAAAAUCACGAAAUCUUUUUUUAAAAAAUGGAAGUUAUCCAAAUAUGAAAAUGACACUGACAUAUGUAUAAAAUCCAAAAAUCUAAAUACUUUGCAUGUAAUCCAAAUAUGGAAAUAACACUUUCAAAUCAGGAUGAAAUCCAUAAAUCUAAAAAAAAAAAAAAAAAUCUGAUAUAUAAUCCAAGUAUAUAAAUAAAAAUGUUAAAAUCUGGAUAAAAUCCAAGUGAAUACAAUCCAUAAUAAUAAAAUGGAAAAACUGAAGCAUGAGUACCUCAGAAAUUGUACUGACCACAUGACCACAUCUCUGACAAAGCCUUAACAAGUGGACACAGCAUCUUAGUGUUAUUUACAUUAUCAAAUUUUAUUAUAGGUGUUACUUUGUCCCAGUGAAAUUAAACUAAAAUAUGACUGUUGGUGCAUUCAUGAUCUAUACAGUUCAGAAUAUAAAUAGUGUAAACUGUACUGUAUAUCAUAGCAUCUCACCUACUGUUUGUGUAUAGGGCAUUAUAUUCUCCUAAUAACAUUAUUUCAAUAUAAACAAUCUAAUUUUAAAAUACAAAAAAAAAAAAAAAUCAAAAAUAAUGAAUUGACUUUCAAAAUAAAAUUCAAAUGAUUGUUCUUAUUAGUAGGCAGUUGUUGUUUUCAGUGUCUCGGGAGGCUGGGUGUCACUGAGGGGGGCGGCGCACCUCUCCAGCAGACCCCUCCCGCCCCCAAAUCCCCCUCACACACUGUGACCAGCAGCCAGACAGCCAGACGGCCAGGCAGCCUCCUCACUACACACAGCGCCGCACAGCACCGCAGUCACAGCAGCAUCUCAUGCCUUCUGCUCCGGGAUAGACAGCCGUGCAUCUGUCCAUCCGUCCGUCCAUUACAGCAGCCAGGGAGGUGGAAGCCUGAGGCGUGCAGGUGAAGAUGCUGGAAAACGGGAGGAAGGUGUUCAAGGAGGGUUUGCUGGAGAAGCGGAGCGACGGGCUGCUGCAGCUCUGGAAGAAGAAGCACUGCGUCCUGACCGAGGACGGCGUGCUGCUGCUGCCGCCCAAGCAGCACGACCAGCCGCAGCACCACCAGCCGCAGCACGGCGGCGGCGGAGGGGACGCGGGCAAAGUCAAGGAGCUGCACUUCGCCAACAUGAAGACGGUGGACUGCGUGGAGCGGAAGGGCAAGUACGUCUACUUCACGGUGGUCAUGACGGAGGGGAAGGAGAUCGACUUCAGGUGCCCGCAGGACGAGGGCUGGAACGCGGAGAUCACCUUGCAGAUGGUCCAGUACAAGAACCGGCAGGCGAUCCUGGCCGUCAAGUCCACCCGGCAGAAGCAGCAGCUGCUCGUCGUGCAGAUGCCCGGACAGAAGACGAUCCGCAGCUCGCCAAACGUUGCGUGACCUGCGGCGAGUCCCGCGGACAUUGGUGCACCAUCAGCGGUUAAUUGGACACUCAGCCGGAGGAUGAAUAUUGACGCGGGCUGCAUCCCCCCCUGCCACUUCACCACAGAGCUCCAUUCUCCAGGAGAGCCCCUCUUCCAUGUCGUGGUGUCCACAGACCAGCGUCCCCUUUUCAAUACAGAGACUUAUUUCACAAAAGACUGAUGGACAAAAAGCAUGUGAGAAAACAACUGUACUCUACCGUGCAUUGGGUUUAUCCCUUAUUUAUUAGAUGUGUAUAUAUAUUUUCUAUAAAAAAAUGUUAUGUUGUUGAUGAAUGUUCAGUGUGUUUGUUGCUAGAAUGGAACAAGAAAUACUCACUCGGAGGUUCCUAGCCCACAUGUUACACACAAAGUCCAUUGGGAAUAAGCUUAUAUAAUUAUCUUAGGACGGUUGCUGUAGGUUAGUCAGAUCACUUCAUUCCUGGUAGAAUGUGUCAUCGUCCAUGUUUUCAUUUCUCAACUGAACCAAAGAAUCACGCCAUUACAUUUCUCUCUCUAGUGCAGUGUUCCAGCUCAGAGUAUACUAUACUAAAAUACUAUAGAUAUAUGAUGAGAUACCUGCAUGACUAAUUUGUUUGAGUGCUUGAUUUGUUUAUAGCCACAGUACAUCUUCAUAUUUAUAUUGUGUGCAUCAAUCAUUUUCCUGCAUUCAUAGCUAACAAAGCAAUCUCUUGCUUUCUUGUAAGUCUUAAGUCUGAGUAAGACGCAAGCUUAUUACUCUCAGUUUGUUUUCAGUGGCUACGAGCUAAGAGCGCUGUUAAGUAGUAAGUAAGUAACAUACACAGCUGAGUUUUUAUUAUAUUAAAUACUCUGAAGACAGUUUAACUGGUUGCAUUAAAUCUUAGUGGGUGUGGACACAUUGCCAAUGUUCUCUGACUUGAUAGGUGUAGUCUGAAACCAAUAAGGUGGAGGAAAACAGUAGUACUUGGAAUUGAUAGCCAAAAACAAAGAGGAAAAGUACCAUGAAAUUUUUAAAUCUGUGGACAUUCAGAGCUACUUCCUCUUCUGCGUCAAAACUGGAGAUGCUAUUGUAGCUAAUUAGCUGUGUUGCACCUACUAUUUUUCUUUAGCCCUACUUUGUCAGAGUGUAAGUGCCCCACAAAAGAGGCAUGGUUUGUAGACAGUUAUGGAGUCCAUGGUACAAAUAGGUCUCUUGAAUAAACUGUGUCAAAUUAUUUCCCUGUUAGCUACUGUUAACUGUAACUAAGCUUGCUUCGUGUGAGUUAGCUACUGUGCUAACUAGUUUGCUCAAUGAAAGUUGGCUGCUGUGCUAACUUGCUUGCUUAGGGGGCAUUCGUAAAUCCAAUUUGAUGCUGUACACUAAAAUGAGAGCGUUGUUGUUUAAAGAAACAGAGUGUUCAAUUUGCAAAUGUUCCAGUUUGUGCCAGAGUGUGCUCCGGCACUUGGAAUGAGUAUUUCCGAACACACCUUAAGUGUAAUGAUGUGUUCAGAGGAAGUCGUGUUUACUGUGCUCCAGAGAGGAGUUCGUAAGAAAUUUUCUGAGAGUCCCAAGUUCAUAACUGUGUCUAGGCCUAAACCAGGCCCCCAGGAAGUGAGCCGGGCUUUGAAGCCAGUUUUCAUAGUGGCUGAACAGCAGAAUUAGAACUUCCUUGUGCGUCACGUGAUCCCACUGGGCCCAGAAAGACUUUUUCCCAUAGACUUACAUUGUUAGAGGGAGAUUUUUUUUCUCUGCAGAAUGACUCAUUUCACUGUCUGGACUUGAUCCAUUUGAUUCAAUAACAUUUGGCAAGUCGAGAGGAGCCACAAGAUUAAAUCAUCCCCAUUCAAGUUAGCAAAGCACGACAAUGAAAGUAGCCGGCUCGGCCAGCAGACGUCUCUAUUGCGCCUGCUCUAUGGGCGCAAUGAUGUAGAAGAAGCGCAGAUCAUGUGGGUAAUUUUAUACGUUGCAGUUAAACGUUUUUGGCUUCAUGCGCCACUGAGCAGCCUUCAUAAGAAUGAACGGGCCAGCCUUCAACACUGUAUUCAGGUCUUUUUAGACAACUAUGGCCUACACAACUUUCAGUGUUGUAAAUACAAGCCCACAAGUUUCAUUUGAACACAGCAUAUGUUAGCUUCUGUUCUAUGCGAGUAGUGUAAGUUUGGUACUGUGCUAAACAGCUUACCUACUGUAAGUUAGCUACUUUAUUAUUCUAACUUACUUACUGUAGCCUAAGUUAGCUGCUGUGGUAACUAAGCUAGCUGUUUUGCGAAUUAGCUUGCUUCUUUUGAGCUAACAAUCUAGCUUAACAGUCAGUAACAAGAGAUCUCUAUGACUGACUAGUACCAGCAUGUUCCCAACAGGCUGUUACGGUGCAUGCCCACUAUAGACGACCAGUUCGCCUAAACUCGCAUCCGCCCUACACCGCCAGUCAGGCAGUUGUGGCUGCAGCUUGAUUGGCUGUCUUAAUGUCAGCACUGUUUGGAUUUUUUUAAAUUGCCACACCCUGUCUUCGUGCUGCCUGCUUGGUCCUCACUGAAGGUAUCCCAGCGUGCUUUGUGCAACAAAUCAGUCGCUUCCAUUGUGUUCGCGUUUAGCUCACCAGCUACAGGAGUUCGGCAACUAGUCCUGUGAGCAAUGCCCACAUCAUCAAACUUCAAGAACUACAUGUUUGGUAAAGAUGUGUAGGUGUAUUUUGCUGCACCAGGAUUACACCCCUGACAUUCUGUAAGGUUCACUCGCUGGGGGGCAUAUGGCGACUGACUUCCUCUUGACUCCUCGCACAUGUGAAUGGCACAAAAAUUGGCUAGACCACUCCAUUACAAUACAUCUCUUCCUGCAUUAUAAUGUUUAUUGGACUCAAAGGCUCAAAUUGUGACCAUACAGAGUUUUUAUGAUUCAUUAAUCAUUUUAAAGACGUUUCUUUGUUUCUGGUCCCGUCAUGUGACCUUACAGCUGAAGCGCUGCUCCUGGGGGUUUGGUGAAAUCACGUGUCAGUGUCGCCCUGCCACAAGGUCAUUUGUAGGAUCCCUCUGUUUUUAUAGCUACUUAGCUAACUGCUGACUUUCCAUUAUCACAAAUGCUGUGAACAUGUUUGUAUUUGACCUGAUGUGCUUCAUGGCAAUUCAAGCUUGCCAGCUAGCUAAAUUAAGCUAAAACAGACCAUUUGGCCCCACCCACUGACAUUUAUGACAACCAAUCAGAUUGUUUCUGCCUCUGUAGGAGCUCUGCCUCUGAGAAACGUUCAUGAAACAAUAUCUCUAAUCUGCAAUGUUUAAACUACAAGGCAUGAUAAAUAAACAGACUGAACAAUGCGAUAGCUGUGGAACUGAAGGUGGCAACACACAGGGCAACAUUUAGUGGAACGUGACAGGUAACGUCCUCCUCUAUUGUUUUUUGUUUUUCAUGAUGAUGGAGUGCUGUUCUGUCAGGAAACAUGUUAUUUCACUAUUGCUCAUGUUGUUUCCUGUUUUUCUGAAAGUGUUUUGCAGUGCUUUUCCCUCAUGCCAGUGUAUUGCAGCCAAACCAACACAUGCCUCCGUGCUGUUGUCAUCUCCCACGCAGGGUAAUAGCUGUGCCCUUUAUCUAAUGUGACUGGUGUGAUGCUUCUCUGACAUGCCUUCCUGUUGCCAUCAUUACACACACAGUUAUAGCUGUGCCCUUUGUAGCCACUGUCCAAUUUCUUAUUUCAACGUGAGAUCUAUUUUCAUACCUCGAAAAGAUACAUUCCAUUAAAAAAAAAAAAAAAAAAAAAAUAGCACAGUGUCUCAUGUGGUUUCUUUCGUUCUUCAGAGCAGCAGAUGAGCGUCAGAGCCCUGCGGUUCGGCGGGGUCAUCUAAACGACCUGUUUAACUAGCUGCUGCUCUGUCGGUCUCCAGCCUUUCAUGCUUUACAACUGCUGAACCUUUCACCCCCUGUUUCCUGGUCUAAAAGUAGAAGCCGUGUGGAGAAUUGGGUUUCACUGCCAGUUGUUGCCGCUCAGAUAAACUGCCAGAGCGUAAUGUCAAAAGCACACGUGGCUCCGACUACUCUGCUGUCUAAAGCUGAGCUAAUUCAAUUAAACACAGUGCACAUGACGGCAUCCUUUCUGACACAUGAGGGGUUCACUGCUGCUGGAGAGGAACAUUGCUGUGUGAGAAAGCAGCUUGUCUAUCUAAAUAUUAAAGUCUGGACAUCAGAGUCACCUGCCACCCCAGUCCUUGAACAUUUUUCUGUACUUCAGAAACAUUAAAAAAAAGUCACACUGGUUGGCACAGUAAUGCAUUUACAUUUCAGACAUUUAACAGACGCUCUAAUCUAGACAGCUAACAGACAGCUAAAGUCGUUGAUCACCACCAUCACAGGCGAGAAAUAUUAAAGCCAGACUAUGUAACUUUUGCUGAACAGCUGCCACUGUGACCACAAGUGCCAGUUACAAAUAUUACAGAAGCGUGCUAUGCUGACUACUCUGUGACGAGAUAACUAAGACCCUGAAAUCUCUGGGAACACUAUUUUAUGUGUCACUAAAAGCUUAAACAUUUACAAACAAUUUUCUGUUAAGUUGUGUGAAUUUUACACAACUUGUGGGUAAAAUGGACAAUAUUCAAUUACAUUGGCAACAUCCAGUUAAUGAUUUUUUUUUUUUUUACUAAUAUGAAGAGUAAAGUUUCAAAUAAUGUUUAAAGAUGAAUUAAUUUCUACUUGUGUUUAAACUGUGCAUCUCUUUAUGGCAAAUGCAUUUAGAAAUAAACAACUGCUACUAAUGUUAACAUAAAUGACCCUCCAAAAUUGGUCUUUAUUUUCCAUUAA